This is a messenger RNA of Purpureocillium lilacinum, 1044 nucleotides long. RefSeq lists its product as uncharacterized. The record is from RefSeq and is a predicted model, not a curated record. Lineage: Eukaryota; Fungi; Ascomycota; Sordariomycetes; Hypocreales; Ophiocordycipitaceae. Gene Ontology annotation, molecular function: oxidoreductase activity, acting on NAD(P)H.
AUGGCCACGCAAAAGGGACUCGUCGUUGAAAAGGCCGGCGCGCCGUUCACCGUCGUCGACAACAUCCCGCGCUCCAAGCCGGGCCCCAAGCAGGCGCUGGUCAAGUCGCUCUUUGUCGCCAUCAACCCCGUGGAGGUCUUUAUGCAGCAGACGGCCAUCCUGACCACCGCCCUGCCCGCCGUCCUCGGAUCCGACUUUGGCGCCAUCGUCCUCGAGACGGGCAGCGAGUGCAAGAAGCUCCACAAGGGCGACUACGUGUUCGGGUCGUGCAACCUGGGCCAGAAUGCGUACUCUCCGUUCCAGGAGACGUUUCUGGUCGACGAGGAUGCUGCCUUUAGGAAGAGCGGCAACAUCUCCGUUGAAGAGUCCACCACCAUGGGCGUUGGCAUCCUGACUUCGUCAUUUGGCAUCAUCGUUGGUGGCAAGGUCGCUCUGCCCGAUGCAGAGGCGACUGUCCCUGAGCGCGACGAGUGGAUCGUUGUCCUCGGCGGCAGCGGCACGGUCGGCCACUUUGGCAUCCAGAUUGCACGCGCAUGCGGAUACAAAGUCGCCGCCUCGUGCUCCCCUGCCAAGUCCUCUAAAGUGCUCGCCAGCGGCGCCAACGCCGCCUUUAGCAACCGCGCUUCGCCCGACGAGCAGGCCGCCGAGGUCAAGUCCAUCACCGGCGGAAAGGUCGGCCUCGUGUGGGACAGCAGCGGGCAGGCGCACGAGGCGGGAUUCAAGAUCCUUGCCGAGUCGACUGCGCAGGCCAAGUACUUUAGCACCACAGACAAUGUCAACAACUACACCGUCCCGCCUGGCAUCAACGAGUACCAGGUCAGGAUCGGCAUGCUCGGCCGAGACACUGACAUUGGCAGGCACAUUAGCGAGGAGACUGUCAAGCUGGUUCCUGUCCUGGAGGGGCAUGUCGCCAAGGGCACGCUCGGACCUGUCGAAUUUGACGUUUUCGACGAGUCUGGGUGGGAGGCGCUGGUCGAUGCAAUCAAGUAUUACGCCGAGGGCAAGGCGGCCAAGAAGCUUCUGGUCCGCCUGCAGGCCGUAUGA